CACUUUGCACUUAACCACGCCCAUUGAAAUUUUUCUAAUUAAUUUUGAGUCUGUUUGAGAUAAUUAUUUCUUAGAGUUGAAUUCUUUCUUUCUUUCUUUUUAAAAAUGUCUGAGGAACUCUCCCACCAGUUGGAAGGAAAGCAAGGGCUAGAGCAGUUCCUACUGUUAGCCAAGACAGCAACAGGGGCAGCUGCCUCCCAGCUAAUAAUGGACGCCAUUAGUUCUAAAGGUGUGUAUGUCUUCAGUGAGUUGCUAGAGAUGGAGAAUAUCCAGUCGCUUAAAGGGACGGAACAUGAAUCAUAUCUUGAGCUGUUAAGAAUAUUCGCUUACGGAACUUACUCCGAUUACAAGAAUAAUUUGAAUUCAUUGCCACGCCUCUUACCGGCUCAGUUAAUUAAAAUAAAACAUCUCACGAUUUUAUCACUUGCGUCAAAGAACAGAACUCUCUCUUAUUCAACUCUUCUUGAAGAACUUGAAGUUAAUAAUGUUAGAGAAUUAGAGGAUUUAAUUAUUGAAGCAAUUUACAGAAAUAUUUUACAUGCAAAAUUAGAUCAAAGUAAUCAUCAACUUGAGAUCGACUCCUUUAUUGGGCGGGACAUACAGUUGGAGCAGCUGGACAAUAUGCUGGAUAAACUAGACCAAUGGUGUUCAAAUUGUGCGUCUGUUAUACAAAUAAUGGAGCAGGAGAUGGUUCGGGCAAACGAAUUGAAAAGUAACAACAACAAGCAGAAGGAAUCACUUGAGCAAGAGAUCAAGUCUCUACGACAGGCUGUAUCAGUGGCUCAAGACUUUGACCAGCAGACGACUUCAUCUUCUGAAGCUUUUGAUAGUCAGCAUAAAUUCCAAAAGAAAGGGCUUAGGGGAAGCCUUGCAAGAUCUAAGUCGUGACUUUAUUAUUAAUUUUUAGUGUAAACUAGUUGUGUUGUUCAAUUACUUUAAAAUCUAUUAUCAUCAAGAG
Molecule: messenger RNA, 958 nt
Organism: Amphimedon queenslandica
Lineage: Eukaryota; Metazoa; Porifera; Demospongiae; Haplosclerida; Niphatidae
Product: COP9 signalosome complex subunit 7b-like
Exons: 9
Coding region: 106-888 (260 amino acids)
Biological process (GO): COP9 signalosome assembly
Cellular component (GO): COP9 signalosome
Source: RefSeq, a predicted model, not a curated record